GCUGGAUGCUAAUAUAGCAAAUCAUUCCACAGGUCACCAGUGACGCCCGUGCCUCUAGUCCAUUCAUUGAACCUGAACGGUGGUGGGGACGUCGCGAUGUUGGAGCUGGCCGGGGACAACUUCACGCCCUCGCUGCAGGUCUGGUUCGGGGAUGUGGAAGCUGAGACCAUGUAUCGCUGUGCAGAGUCUAUGCUCUGCGUGGUGCCGGAUAUAUCGCAGUUCAGGGGACAGUGGUUGUGGGUCCGACAGCCCACCCAGGUGCCCGUAUCUCUAGUGAGGAACGACGGUAUAAUAUAUGCGACCGGUCUCACGUUCACGUAUACGCCGGAGCCGGGCCCGCGGCCCAUCUGCCCGCCGGUCGAUGACGUCAUGCGGCCGGAGCAGUGGCACCACGACGCGCACAACAGCCACAGACUGCCGGACAACAGCCUGCAAUAGCCGAACCACUGCAGGCUGGACGACGACAGCCUGCAGUGAUCGCCUACUCUGUAAUCUCCAAAGAAUACGCCAGCGGUUCUAGUGGAUCGGUGAGUGAUCUGCGCGCAUUGACGUUUUAUAAACAACUGGACUCAUAGUCGCCUAAUAGAAGCUCGUCAAAAAUGAAUAAACGUCCAAAAUAACACCUUAUGUCGUCGCAGUAGUGUUCAAUAUAAAUUGAACACGCUAACUAGUAAACCGCCUAAUAGACGCGUAGGCAGAGUUUUGCAUCGGACAAUUUUGUAGCGCGAGUCCAGGUGUUUAUUCUACGCCGGGAUAUAUUUUAGGAUUUCCCGCUGUUUUAUUUAAUGAUUUUCAAGAAUUAGAAUUCUGUUGAAUAUACGUUUAGUAAUGAUGCUCAAUUUCUUCUAUCAUUUGAUGCGCAUUGUUGAUACGAUUUCAAUAAAUACUGAUCAAUAAAUAGCUGCUUGCCUCCAAGAUGUCACUUGUAAAUAUCCUGUUAGCUGUGACAAUCUUAUUAGCGACUCCACCGUCCGCGUGAGCGGCCCGAGACAUGUGAACAUCCUGACAUUCACGUGGUAUCACAACUAUUAAUCUGAAAUAUUCGCUUUUAAUUCGUUUAUCUUUGAUAUCAAGAGAUCGUCUAGAUUUUGAUUUGCAUUUGAAAUGAUAAUUGUUUUCGUUCGCUGCUUACGGAGACGCAACACGUUUUAUUUAUUUACAGACACCAUGGGAAUGGUUUUAAACAAUUGUAUUGUGAUAUGAUAUGAACACCACUGUUAAUUAAACGAAUUUAAUUUUAAUAUUAUCUGGUGGUGUAUUCGCAAUAAACCGAGAUAAGUGAAUUGUUACAAAUUUAUAUCGCCUUGUGUUUUUAUCAGCCUGGGAAAAUGCUUUAGUUUCGUUGUUCAUGUCCAUUUAUAUGUGGUGCAAAGAACAGCGUUUCAACAAUAUUUAUACGUUUAAGUUUUUUUUUAAUAGACAAUCAAAAGAGUUUUAUAACGCUUAGUACACGUUUGGUAUUUAAUUUUCUUAAGUCUAAAACAACACUUGACUGUAAAAUGAUUAUGUGUUUAUUCAGUAAUUGUAAACCAUUGUUUUAUUCAACAUACUAUACGUUAGAAAUAAUUAUAUUACUACUGAUGUCCACAAAAAAUGGUAAGCUUUAUAAAUUUUAAUAUAAACGAUGUAGUUGUGAACCUAACUUAGGUUUGAGAUUAUAACACCAAAACGCUUCUAAAAUAAGUCUCUUUUAGUAUCGAAACAAUGUAUUAUAUUAAGUAAGAUUAUUAAUUACAUUUGUCAAUUUAAUUUAGAAGUCUAUAUUAUAUACGUAUUACGUACCAUAAACGCUUUUGUAACAAUUAUAAUUUUAAUCGAUCAGGGUAUCAAUAGGAUCAAAUGCUAUUAUUAUAUAAUUGUUACCGCCUUGGUAUAACAAGAGAGUCAAUUUUAUUAAAAAUACCAUUUACUAUACGUUCAACAACUGAAAACAGACCAUACGUUUCCAUUCAUCAAAUUUACAGAUACGCACAUAGAUUAUUUAAAUUUAUUGUAAUAAAGUUAAGAACCAAAGUAGCAUAAAAUCUAUUUGAAUGUGAUAAUUUUUUUGACAUUCGAGAAACCUAGGAAGUACUUUUAAUAUAUUAAAGCGAGCCCCAAACAAGUUUCUUGUUGGCUUCUUAAAGUCGAUGAUUUUUACUGUUAUGUAUUAGCUACUACGGGGUAAUUGACACAAGAUUAAACGAGUUAUAUUUAUGUGAAUGCAAAUGAUCAGCUUCGUUCUACAUAAUUCGGUUUCACUUUUGAAUGAUCAACAUUUAUAGUUUAGGUAUCCCAUUCAUCCAUUUGUUGAACGACAUUAAAAAAAUGAAUGUAAAUUGUACGCUGAUAAUUAAUUGUCUCAUUUCGUGAAGACUAUGCGACGUUAGUUUGUGUUAUCUAUGGUUCCUGUUAAGACGAACUUCGAGCACUGUAACACAUCUGUUAGUUGCGUAGUAUUCAUUGUAUGUAUGUAUAUUUCCGAGAUACUAAUGAACAAUGUAGUUAAUUAAGCUAGAUGUAGUGCAUAGUACAUUAUCUAGACGGAUGUAUUUAUUGUGCUGAUAAAAUUUUUACAAAAUUUGCUAAUAACGAUAUUUAUAUUAUAAGAGCGUGAUUUUGAACAUUCCAAGUGGAAAGUUUUAUAAGAAGUACAAAAUAUAUAAAUAUUUUUGUAGGAAAAGACGUUUAAAUAAUGUGAUUACCAUUUAUUUGUGUGGAGUAUGAGGAAAUUGGUCUUGAUUGGCGCACUCUGAAUCCGUCGAUGUAUUUGGUUUAUCGAUAUUUCUUUACCUUUUGGUAUUUGAGUCAUGUCUCAGAAAUAUUACUGUCAUUUUGAAACAUGAAUAUUUUAAUAAAUCUGAAUUUAAACAA
This is a messenger RNA of Zerene cesonia (dogface butterfly), 2853 nucleotides long. It is a transcript of the gene Su(H), whose product is annotated as suppressor of hairless protein. Gene Ontology annotation, biological process: regulation of transcription by RNA polymerase II. The transcript is spliced from 2 exons. Gene Ontology annotation, molecular function: RNA polymerase II cis-regulatory region sequence-specific DNA binding; DNA-binding transcription activator activity, RNA polymerase II-specific. The record is from RefSeq and is a predicted model, not a curated record. NCBI's taxonomy places the organism in Eukaryota, Metazoa, Arthropoda, Insecta, Lepidoptera, Pieridae. The coding region runs from base 97 to 438 and encodes 113 amino acids.